GGGGUUAUUAUACUAAUUGGACGUCCAACUUCGUUAAUAAUUGUGCUACCGUCGAAAGAGUUGACAUACUCUUCUUCUGACUCUUAUAUCUCGUUUCCCAACUUAGUGAAUUUCGUCAAUAAGCCAAUUCACGACCAAAUUCAUCGUUUUACCUCGUAUAAAACGAGGAGGCAGCCGUCAUGAAGCUCGAUACCAAGGCCAUGCGGCACCUCACAGCCGAGGACUGGCGAGUCCUUACAGCCUGUGAAAUAGGCAGCCGCAACCACGAGCUAAUCCCCACCCCCCUAAUCGAAUCCCUCUCCAAGCUCCGCGGCGGCGCCAGCCGCGUCCACAAGUCGAUCUCGGCGCUCGCCAAGGUCGGGCUGAUAGCGCGGGUGAAGGAGGCCAAGUACGACGGGUACCGCUUGACCUACGGAGGCGUCGACUACCUGGCGCUGCACACGUACGCGUCGCGGAAGGAGGUGUACAGCGUCGGGAACCGGAUCGGCGUGGGCAAGGAGAGCGACAUCCUGGUGGUGGCGGACGAGACGGGGACGCAGCGGGUCCUCAAGAUCCACCGGCUCGGCCGCAUCUCCUUCCGCACCGUCAAGGCGAACCGCGACUACCUGCGCAAGCGCCAGGGCGGCAGCUGGAUGUACCUGUCGCGCCUGGCCGCCGAGAAGGAGUACGCGUUCAUGCGCGCCCUGCGCGACGAGGGCUUCCCCGUGCCUGAGCCGCUGUCGCAGAGCCGCCAUACCGUGCUCAUGGAGUUCGUCGACGCCUUCCCCCUGCGCCAGGUCUCGCGCGUCCCGGACCCCGCCGCCCUAUACGCCGAGCUAAUCUCCCUAAUCCUGCGCCUGGCGCGCCACGGUCUGAUCCACGGCGACUUCAACGAGUUCAACAUCCUGAUCAAGGAGGAGCCGGAGAAGCCGGAACAGUCCGCCGAGAGCGAUGCGGUGGAGAAAGAGCACGAGAAGGACAAUUUCGCGGCGACGCCGAUCCUAAUCGACUUCCCCCAGAUGGUAUCCAUGGAUCAUCAGAAUGCCGAGAUGUACUUCGACCGCGACGUCAAUUGUGUCAAAAGGUUUUUCGAACGCCGCUUCCACUUCGUCAGCACACAGCCAGGGCCGUUCUUCAAGGAUGCCAAGAAGACGGUAGGAAAGGACGGGGCCAAGAGGCUCGAUGCUGCAGUCGAGGCAUCGGGCUUUUCAAAGAAGGCGCUAAAGGACUUGGAGGCUGCCAUCAGGGAACAGCAGGCGACAAGAGGAGACCAUGCCGGUUCGGGAGGAGAACACGAUGAUUUAUCUACGAGCGAAGACGAGGAUGACGAUGAGGAUGGAGAGGAGGAUGAAGAUGAGGAUAAAGACGAAGUUGAAGAUCCCGAGGCAGACAAUCUGAGUGCUGUGGGUAAUGAUCAAGGAACUAAUGCCUCUUUCACAGGCAUAGAAAAACUUUCAAUCGGAAAUGAGACGUGAUCACUAAAUAGCUAUAAAAGAUAAGCUUAAUUGAUACCCCAUCCAUACAAUACCUCUUACCUCAUAAAUAACGAUGUCUAUAGGUAUAGACCGUAAGCUACGAUCUAUUGCCGGACACUUUCAUUAAUC
Molecule: messenger RNA, 1583 nt
Organism: Annulohypoxylon truncatum
Lineage: Eukaryota; Fungi; Ascomycota; Sordariomycetes; Xylariales; Hypoxylaceae
Product: RIO1-domain-containing protein
Exons: 2
Coding region: 180-1454 (424 amino acids)
Biological process (GO): protein phosphorylation; maturation of SSU-rRNA
Cellular component (GO): cytosol; preribosome, small subunit precursor; nucleus
Molecular function (GO): ATP binding; protein serine/threonine kinase activity
Source: RefSeq, a predicted model, not a curated record